AUGCCCAGUCACUCCUGCGCCAGUGCCUGCCGCCGCCGCACCUGCCGCGCGUACGCCCUUCGCGCUCGCGCCUGCCGCGGUCACGCUGCCGCGUAUGCCGUGCCUGCGCUAGCCGCGCCCGCGUCGUCGGCUCUCGCGCCUCCACCUGCCGCGCUCGCGCCUGCUGCCAUCGCGCCUGCCGCACCCGCGCCUCCCGCGGUCGCGCCUGCUUCUGUCGCACCUCCAGCGCCUACCACACCCACGUCUGCCACACCUGCACCGCCGUCGCCUGUGCCUCCCGCACCCGCACCACCGCCACCCGCGCCUGCCAUGCCUUGUGCCCUGCUCACUCCUGCCAUGGCGCCCGAGUUCGUGCUGCAGCUCGAUGCGGACGGGCGUGCGAUCGACUUUGACGUCAUGGCUUCAGUUGUGCCCCUGCUUACUCCUGCCAGGGCUGCUCGACGUCAAGCUCCACCUGCGGAGCCAGCUCCAUGGUGA
Closterium sp. Naga37s-1 is the source of this 477-nucleotide messenger RNA. The record is from the annotation of a GenBank genome assembly. Lineage: Eukaryota; Viridiplantae; Streptophyta; Zygnematophyceae; Desmidiales; Closteriaceae.